Molecule: messenger RNA, 5338 nt
Organism: Octopus bimaculoides (California two-spot octopus)
Lineage: Eukaryota; Metazoa; Mollusca; Cephalopoda; Octopoda; Octopodidae
Biological process (GO): mannose metabolic process; protein N-linked glycosylation; GDP-mannose biosynthetic process
Cellular component (GO): cytosol
Molecular function (GO): phosphomannomutase activity
Source: RefSeq, a predicted model, not a curated record
GCAAUCACUACUUUUACCUGUAAAGUGUGGUCGGUUCAAGUUUACAUCACCAUCCCCACCAGCGACUGCACCGACGUAAAGAAACAACUGUACCAACGCCAUUGUCGCCACCACCAACACCAACAACGACAACAACAUUAAUCCAGCUAGAAAGCCUCUAUGCGUCUCGCCAGCUGCAAGAAAUAGCUGCCAAAGCAUACUCAACUGCCUUGGAUAAAGAUAUAAAUUGGAUGGUAUAGACCUCGAUAACCUUAAAAGGGCGAGAUGGUCAUAACUGGAUUGUCUUUGAUUAUAGGUCAGCUCAAUUAGGGUUGACCUGACACGAAGCAACAUAUACAUCACCGCCACAAUAACAACACCCAUACUGCGACUACUGUUACUACAACCACCACCACUACCACAACUUCGGGCACUGACUUCUUAAGUGAGCGGUGUCAAUUCACCAUAGUAAACCUGUUUAGUUAAGUUUCAUUCCAGUAAGAUGGCCAGUCGUGAUAUGAGCACGAUCUGUUUGUUUGAUAUCGACGGUACUCUGACGUUACCCCGGCAGGUAAUUAGUGGUGAAAUGAAAGAAUGUUUAAAGGCCUUGCAGCAGAAAGUGGGAGUUGGUUUAGUAGGAGGCUCUGACACAGCAAAGAUUGUGGAGCAGAUGGGAAAUAAUUCUGAUGUUAUCAAAGAAUAUGAUUAUUUCUUCUCGGAGAAUGGCGUGAUUGCUUACAAAAAGGGUGAUUUAAUAGGUGAGGAGAGUAUUCAGAAACAUUUUGGUGAAGACAAACUACAAGAUGUCAUCAAUUUUGGUCUCCAUUAUAUGUCAACAAUAAGACUUCCAUGUAAACGGGGUACAUUUAUUGAAUUCCGCAAGAGUAUGUUGAAUUUUUGCCCCAUUGGACGCAGUUGUUCUCAGACAGAGCGUGAUGCUUUCAGUAAAUAUGACCAGGAACAUCAAGUUCGGAAGAAAUUCGUCAAUGCCUUGUAUGAAAGGUUCCCAGACUUAGGUUUACAUUAUGUAAUUGGUGGUCAGAUUAGUAUUGAUGUCAUACCUGAGGGCUGGAAUAAAAGUUACUGCCUGAAAUAUGUUGAAAGAGAUGGUUUCAAGACAAUACAUUUUUUCGGAGACAAGACACAGCCAGGUGGCAAUGAUCAUGAGAUAUAUGAAGAUAAACGCACUAUUGGUCACAUGGUGAAGAAUCCUGAUGAUACCAUACAACAACUUAAUGAACUAUUUUUGGGAUGAAAAUUAUCUAUAUAUUUUUAUUUGAAUUAUAUUUUUAUUAUUUCAAUUAUUAGUGGGCAUGUAAAAAAAAAAAUACAAAGAAAGUUCUGGAAAAAUGUAAUGAAGAUAAAAAAAAAAGAAAUACAACUAACAAGUGAAGGAAUAUCUACUUCAGUGAGGGUCACCAAAGGAUUUGGUUUGGUUUGGUACAACUGAUCACUGCUUGGGUUGAAAUCUGUUUACAUGAUUGAUGGUUUAUCUCUGAAUUUUGGUUUAUAUUCUAGGCUGGAAUGACUGUCUCAGUAAUUUGUGUUUUGGUUCAUCAUCAAUUAGAGUUCUCUGCAAGAUUGUAUAUGUGAAGGUUUAUAAGGUUUAUAUGCAUGCAUGCAUAUAUAUUAUAUAAAUAUAAUAUACAUAUAGAACAGAAUUAUAUAUACAUGCAUAUAUAUUUCGCUUAGGCAUUGUGAGCCUAAUAACCUGGUGUAGAACUCAAUUUACAUAGGCUUCCGAAUGAUGCAUUGAGUACAGAAUGGUUAGGAAAAAAUAAAAUGACAAAGGAAUAAACGAUUAACUUUAUCAUCAUCAUAUUUGAGGCUCUGGUGAAGUUAUAAGGUGUUACUCAAACACUCAACUAUGAGUCCAGUGCAUCUUAUAGUAGAAACAGCUGUAAGCUAAUUAAGUUCAUAAGAUAAUUGUUUAUUCCUUUGUCAUAUUAUUUCCUUGUAUAUAUAUAUAUCAUCAUCAUCAUCAUCAUCAUCGUUUAACGUCCGCUUUCCAUGCUAGCAUGGGUUGGACGACUUGACUGAGGACUGGUGAAACUGGAUGGCAACACCAGGCUCCACCGGAGCAAGCACAUAAAUGUGCAACAAGAUGGAAAAAAGAGUAAUAUAUAUAUAUAUAUAUAUAUAUAUAUAUAUUAGACCAGUUUGGGCUAUCUCUAGUUUAUAUUUUAAGUUUUCAAUAUUGUAUUGAAAUUUUCAAUUUCAAUAACAAACUUUUACUCUACAGUAUUGGCAUUCUGAGAAAGAGAGUAAAAAAAGAAAGGUGGGGCAGGCAGCAGGCUUGCUGAAAAGAUAAAAACCCUAUCUAGAUUCCACAAACAACCAAUAAACCUCAACUUCCAUUUCUGAAUCCUUACCAGUCUGAAGAUACACAUUACAAUAGAAACCACCCAUCACUGAGGUAUUGAAUCUACUCAUUCCAAUAGCACAUACAUAAAUAAAACAACAACAACAACAACAAAAAUCAGAAACUUGCUGCAAGGUGAGCACACAGCAGGAGAAAUCUUCAGAGGAAGAACUCCCAUCUGACAAGUAUUUCAGCUCUUACUCCUGACACACUAUGGGAGUCAGGCCAUGACCCCUAGGUGUUCUGCUGCUUUCCAAAAUCCUUUCCCCAGCAUUCUUUUUGUGAUCUUGUGUUCCCAGGUCUGUGUUUCAGACUACUAGGCCAUGCUAACCACUGAAGGAACCAGUUCUCUUCUUCCUUAUAUUUCAGAUAAAUGGAAUCUAUAACUUGAUCCAUUAGUCAUUUCUCUUUGCCCAUAUCCACAUUGAGCUCUUUUCAGCAACAUCAGAUAAGCAUUUGAUUGUGGCAGUACUGCAACCUUUGAUACCAAACUGUCCAAAUAACUGGCAGGUUGAUGCAGCUAUGAAUCCUUGUGAUCCAACUUCAACUGGUUUCACAAUACAAUGGUAACCCUCUCUCCCUAGCUGCUUUACCAGCUCACCAUAUUUGCUCAUCUUAAAGAUGUGCUGCGAAACAUUUUCCAAAAGGCAGUAAAUACUAUAGAAUAUCUAAUAAACACAGAGUUUCCAUAUAAACAAUAACAACAAUAGUAAUCAGAAUUAUAGAUCAAUAAAUAGUAACAAUGUCAACAUAAGCAAACGAACCAUAAGUAACCCAACUAGGCAUCAGGAUAGGAACUAUGGUUUGAUAACCUAUAAAUGGAAGCUACCUGAACAAACUCCUGCAUUAACCUGGAAGUGGAAGGUGUGAGUCCUAGAAAGUGCAGUACUCAAUGUUUUUUAUGUGGGUAAGAGUAAUAACUAAGAAGAGAGACAGGAGAAUUUAGAAAUCACCUCUAGUGAAGAUGAAGUGGAAACUAUUAAUGGAAGUAGUAGAACUAUCAAAAGCGAUUGUGUAAGGAACAGGGUUUGCCUGCUUUACUCUAAUUGUAGGUAUAAAAUUAUUGUAUACAAAUGUAAGGUUACCUCAAAGACUUAUUGGAGCUAGCUCACAUUAUAUCAAGCAAUGAUCCGCCAAUCAUUUAAAUUCAUUUAGAAAUAGGGACAAAAUGUUCACCACUAGCCUUAGUAAACUAAUUUGGGCACUAACAGAUAGUAACAAAGUAUAUUCAGUUGCCUUGGAAAUAAUUAGUAAGGCAAAACCUUAUAGAAUAGGUGAUAACAGAUGUACUUUUGUGCAGAAGAAAUGUACCAAAUUUUCAUUUCUAAAUUUACUCAAGACAGGAACAGGCUCUAAGAUAUCCACACUUGAGAAAAUGUAUGUUUAAGCAAUUUAAAUAAACACAACUCACCAUAUAUAGUAACUAUGCUAGUUACAAUAAUGAUUAUAAUAAUUAAUGAUAUUUAUACUAAUACUAUUACUAAUAAUCCUUUCUACUAUAGGCACAAGGCCUGGAAUUUGGUGGAGAGGGAUAGUGAAUUACAUCAAUCCCAGUACUCAACUGGUACUUCGUUUAUUGACCCCGAAAGGAUGAAAGGUAAAGUCAAUCUCGGUGGAAUUUGAACUCAGAACUUAGCAGCAGACGAAAUACCGCUAAGUAUUUUGCCCAGUGUGCUAAUGAUUCUGCCAGCUUGCUGCCUUGAUACUACUACUAACAAUAAUAUGAAUUGAGGGUAUAAACCCAAUAUAAGUAAAAUAUCUCUGAAUAAAUAAUAUACUCCAUACAGUAACAUGUAAACAAAACUUCUACAAUUGAAAUCCAAAUAAACAUUUUAAAACCAUGUUUCAUCUGUGAUAACAGCAGAGGUGAUUAUAAACCCAACAUUCCAUCGAAUAUAAAGAGUAACGCUAUUACUUCCAACUGAAUACUAACACAGGACGCUUGUUUGAAUCAGUUCACUUUGAAAACGUUGUGAGUGAUGAACCCUUGAUGAAAUUGCAACGACUAGAAUGCAUAAUUGCAUACAAGGCAAUGUGCAGUCACUGUAGUUGAAACAUGCAUAGGUCAGAUGUAUAUGCCGUAGAAAAGUUUUUGGAUGUGAAUAAAUCUCCACCCUUCCUUUCAUUAUCAAAGUUACAGCAUCGCUUUACUGGCACGUGAAAAAACAUUUGAGCGAGGUUGUUGCCAGUGCCACUGGACUGUCUCCUGUGCAGGUGGCAUGUAAAAAACACCAUUUGAGCGUGGCCGUUGCCAGUACCGCCUAACUUGCCCUCGUGCCAAUGGCACGUAAAAGCACCCACUACACUCUUGGAGUAGUUGGCGUUAGGAAGGGCAUCCAGCUGUAGAAACUCUGCCAUAUUAGAUUGGAGCCUGGUGCAACGAUCUGGUUCGCCAGUCCUCAGUCAAAUCGUCCAACUCAUGCUAGCAUGGAAAGCGGACGUUAAACGAUGAUGAUGAUGAUGAUGCGUAUAUAUAUAAUAUAUCUAUACUAUAAUGGAGAAAGCCACUUAUCAAUUAGGUAUGUAACAAUUACUAAAAGUACUAAAAGAAAGCAAUUAUUAAAGGGUUGACUGUCUGGAAAUAUUUUUAUAAAUUCAUGUCUUAGAAAUUUCCUAUAAUUUCUAUUUCUCAAGGUUAUUGAAUUUUUAAACUCCAGUUUGUUGCAAAUUUAAAUAUUCAUUGCAUCCAAUUCAUCACAAAUUUAAAUAUUCAUCACAUUCACUGCAGAGUAUUCCAUUUUCAUUUGCAAAGUCUCUCACUUUCUCUUUUAAUGUUUUCAUUUUAAGUUUUAAUUUGCUAUUUGGAAAACUGACAGUUUAUUCUAUUAAUGUAUACAUAAUGUAAAAACAUUAUUUAUUGAAUGAAAAUUUCUUAAAAUACCUGUAUAAUUUUUGUAAAAAAAUUUAAAAGUGAUUUUGUUAUUAUGGCUGUUUGGAACGUUGUACGCCUUACAAUGAUAACUAUCCAGACCAAUUUUAGCCAUUUUCCUCUUUAAC